AUGACCAUGAAGGAGCUGAAUGAGUCUCAUAAAACAGCAGUGCUCAUAUUUGUUGCAGGUAUAACUUGGGUGCUGGUAUACCGAACAGACAAAUACAAGAGAUUAAAGGCUGAAGUGGAAAAACAGAGCAAGAAAUUGGAAAAGAAGAAGGAAACGAUAACUGAAUCAGCAGGCCGACAGCAGAAAAAGAAAAUAGAGAGACAAGAAGAAAAACUGAAGAAUAACAACAGAGACUUGUCAAUGGUUCGGAUGAAAUCCAUGUUUGCCAUUGGCUUCUGCUUCACUGCCUUGAUGGGAAUGUUUAACUCCAUAUUUGAUGGUCGGGUGGUGGCAAAGCUUCCAUUUAUCCCCCUCUCGUACAUCCAAGGUCUCUCCCACCGUAACCUUUUGGGUGAGGAUUACACCGACUGCUCCUUCAUCUUCCUCUACAUUCUCUGCACGAUGUCCAUCAGACAGAACAUCCAGAAGAUGCUCGGUCUUGCCCCUUCCCGGGCUGCCACCAAGCAAGCAGGGGGCUUCCUUGGCCCACCACCUCAGGCAGGGAAGUUCUCCUAAAGCACAAUUACAGCCUUCACGGAAGUUUUGACCGAUCUGCCUUCAGGAGGUAACAAGAUGGGAUUCUGCAUCAGGCUUCACGCAUCCAAAACCAGCCUAUGCAGUAUUGGUCACAGUCUGGGAAAGAUCUUCCGUCUGGAGUAUUCUGCCACUGGUUGUUGGCUCGUCGAACCAAAAAAGUUCUCAGAAGAUAACUUGACCUUUUGUUUCUGGUGUUUCUGAGAAAUAAAUGGCAUGGGCAUGU
Molecule: messenger RNA, 799 nt
Organism: Apaloderma vittatum (bar-tailed trogon)
Lineage: Eukaryota; Metazoa; Chordata; Aves; Trogoniformes; Trogonidae
Gene: TMCO1
Product: transmembrane and coiled-coil domains 1
Exons: 7
Coding region: 1-555 (184 amino acids)
Biological process (GO): endoplasmic reticulum calcium ion homeostasis
Cellular component (GO): endoplasmic reticulum; endoplasmic reticulum membrane; cytoplasm
Molecular function (GO): calcium channel activity
Source: RefSeq, a predicted model, not a curated record